Messenger RNA from Prorocentrum cordatum, 672 nucleotides. NCBI's taxonomy places the organism in Eukaryota, Dinophyceae, Prorocentrales, Prorocentraceae. The record is from the annotation of a GenBank genome assembly.
GCGGCCGCGGGGCGGGCCCGCAUGGGCGCCGCGGCGUUCGCGUGCGUGCACGACUGCGUGCGCAGCGGCCACGAGGGCGCCGUCGAGGUCGCGGGGACGCCCGGGAGGCCGUCGUCCUCCUCCGCGCCCGCUGGCGACGGCAGUGAGGUGCCCCCGGUGCCGCACUGGUGGCAGGCGCUGAAGGACCCACCGCGCCCGCGGCCGCGGCCCCAGCCCCGCGGGCUCGGCGCGGCUCGAGGAGGCCUCGGCCCGGGGCUCUGGACCCGAGGCGCGCCCUCGGCGAGGCCCGGCGAGGAGGCGCAGCGCGGCGGGGCCGCCGAGGUCUCCUACGAGGGCGGCUACCUGGGCGCGCUGAGACACGGCACGGGUGUCCUCAAGAUGGUCGGCAGCACUUACGACGGCGAGUUCGCCAGCAACAUGAAGCACGGCAACGGGGUGCUCACCUGGGACGACCAGCGGCAGUACCGCGGGCAGUUCGAGGAGGACCGGUUCCACGGCUUCGCCGUGAUGACCUGGCCGGACGGGCGCAGGUACACCGGCCAGUACCAGGAUGACCGCAAGCACGGUAAGGGCACCUUCUCCUGGACGGACGGGCGGCGCUACGAGGGCGAAUGGGUCGGCGGCAAGAGGCACGGCGUGGGGGUGUACACCAACGCGAAGGUGAGACCCUGA